Dromaius novaehollandiae (emu) is the source of this 5160-nucleotide messenger RNA. It is a transcript of the gene FXN, whose product is annotated as frataxin. Gene Ontology annotation, cellular component: mitochondrion. The coding region runs from base 66 to 653 and encodes 195 amino acids. The transcript is spliced from 5 exons. Gene Ontology annotation, molecular function: ferrous iron binding; ferroxidase activity; iron chaperone activity. Gene Ontology annotation, biological process: intracellular iron ion homeostasis; iron incorporation into metallo-sulfur cluster. NCBI's taxonomy places the organism in Eukaryota, Metazoa, Chordata, Aves, Casuariiformes, Dromaiidae. The record is from RefSeq and is a predicted model, not a curated record.
GCCGCCGCCGCCUCGUCGAGCGCUGGCUCCGCCCCGCCGCGGCGGCUUCCGCAGCGAGCGGCGGCAUGUGGCGGCCGGGGGCGGCGCGGGCACUGGGCGCCGCGCGGCGGGCGGCGUUGGCGGCACGGCGCGGCGGAGCGGGCGCGGCCGCGGCUGGGGCGCCGCUGGCGGGCGGCGCGGCGGAUUCUUCUCUACAGCAGUUAGAAUAUGCUUCAAAGGUGAAGAGCAAGACUGUUCAGUUUAUGAAUUUAAGAAACACAGGAACUCUGAACAACAAAAGCUGUUUAGAUGAGACCACUUACGAAAAACUGGCUGAAGAAACACUGGACUCCUUAGCAGAUUUCUUUGAGGAUCUCACAGAUAAGCCUUUUACCCCAGAAGAUUAUGAUGUCUCUUUAGGGAGUGGAGUUCUAACAGUUAAAUUAGGUGGAGACAUGGGAACGUAUGUAAUCAAUAAGCAAACACCAAACCGGCAGAUUUGGCUCUCCUCACCCACUAGUGGGCCCAAGCGCUAUGACUGGACAGGACGGAACUGGGUGUAUUCUCAUGACAGAGUAUCCCUUCAUGAACUGCUAUCAAAAGAAUUUUCAACAGCAUUAAAAACUAAACUAGAUUUGUCCUGCUUAAUAUAUUCUGGGAAAGAAGAUACUUGAUGAUUUUCUACCUCAUGGAAAUUAAAAGACUUUAACCAGGAGCCCUUCCCAGGUUUCUGAAAUAUCUGAGCUCAAUUCUAUUGUUUUUCUUUGCAUCUCUAUGUUGUGUAACAAUAUGAAAAUAAUAUAUUUUUCUUUAGUGCUCAGUGUUUGGGUUUCUGUGUCACUGCUAGAAUUUGUACCCAUGUAGUACAGAUGGUUGAGGUGUCCAUUUCUAUCACUGCAUUUCUUACUCUUAGCUAGGAAGGAAGUCAUGAAUUCCUGUCAUCCAUAGCCCUGUUUGGAUGUAGGGACUGGCCUGUCUGGUGAUGUCUGACCAGUGCACAAUUGCCACCCAACAGUGGUGGGGCCUUCACCCAAAAGAAGAAAUACUAGUGGUUUGCAUUGGCAUGAGUUGUGGUACUGUAAAUGGGCUGUGUUAAAACUUGAGGCUAGUGAAGGGAGUGCGGUGCAAUUGAGAAUGAAUAAGGCGUCACAGUCUAAUUGAACACAUGAUAAAGGAAAUGAGUGUGGCAGGUAGAGUUUUUUCAUACUGCGUAAUGAAUAUAGUAAGAGUUUUUCUCUCAGUAUUGCAGAAUUUCAUCUCUUCUCCAAUUUCCUGGUUUCUUUAAAGUUGUCUUUUGAACUAAAUUUUAAGCUCCAUGCAUGUCUCUGUGGUUGUAAGCAGUAUAUGCAACUGAAAAAGCUGGUUGAUCGUGUUUAAGCUGUGCAGCAAAAACUUUACAAACAUUUUAUUCUGUUACUGUGAAUUUUUCCUGCUUUUGUUCUUUGAAGAGUAAAAAUACAUAAUUUAAUUUACUGACUUCUUUUUAGUUGAGCAAAAUGAAGAUCCUCACAUCGUAACAAAAAUUUGCAUUAAUUUUUGUACUGAUGCAUCUCCUGGUAACUGAAUAUAGUUUUGUUUUUUUUUCCGACCAUAAUACAAUGAGGUUUCCGUUAGUAGCAUGCUGAUGCAGAAACAUUUGCCUUUUGCCUCUUAGAAUUACUGAAGUUGAAUCUGUUCCAGACUGUUAAGAAAUAGGAAUGAAAUAAAUUAUAUACUGCAGAUCUUAAGCCAAAAAAAAAAGCUUUUCAAAAAAACUGUGAAAUGCAAGAAGAACACUAUAACACUUGGCACUGUUGUAGUAUCACCAAUAAUUGGCUUAAAUUGUCUGUUAAAUAGGAGCACAAAGUUACUCACUAAUUCUUGAGGAAAUGGUUAAACCAUAUUCUUUUAAAUUUUAUCAUUGUAUGAAAAGAUGUCCGGUGCAGACAUUUCUUAUUACUUUUUUUUUUUCCCUCUGGUUCUUGAUUUCUCUGAUGCUUGUGUUUAGCUUGGCAUGAUUUUCUGGCUAGCUAGAAUUAUUACAGGUGCAAUAAUUUGUCAUAGAGAAACAAUAGCUAUAUAGUAUCUUUGCCCAGCACUUGCAUUUAAAGUACAAGUCUUGUUACCAGCUAUUUCCCAACAUUAAAUAGAACAAAAGUAAUGUUUCACUGGAGCCAGGUCAUGAUUAACUGUGCACACAGUGUUUGCAUGUUUUUCAAUCAAAAUAAAAAAGAUGACACUUACCUGAAAAUUCAUCUCUACCAGAUGAGGUGACUACAAUGACUAGCAACUGGUAUGAAUAAAAGAGACUAAAAGAUACCAGUUUACAAGCAAAAUUAAAAUUAGCACUUACUUAGACACAUCUUUUUAGACAGUAAUCAACUGAUAUUUGAAGCGAGGGUACUUCCUCCUGAUUCUUCCUUUGUUUUUUUCACAUAUAACUUGUGUAAUUGUUUUCAAAAAUUACUUUCUUAUGUGAUGUGCAUGCAACUUAUAUUCAUUGAUGUACAUCAGACACAUAUUUGGAGGUUCAUCCGCCAUUCCCUUUCAUCUUGAAUGAUUGUUUACACCACAAUAAAGUUGUAUGUGGAAUUUGGAAUUCAUUAUAUAAAAGUGAUAUUUAAGUCUAUGAUGAUAAAGGAAAAGCACUGCAGCCAUGUAUAUUGUGUUAAAUUCUUUUGCAUUCUUAAAAUGUUUAUUGCAGGAAUCUGUUCAAAAUUCGGUUGUCAACAUGAAUUUUAUACGAGCAUUUAGACUUUCACUUUUGAAAUGCUUUCCCCUUCAACAAUAAUGUUACUGUUAUUUAUGCAAACAGUUUCCUGGUUUUAGGUAGCUGAGUAAAAAAUGGAUUUAGUUUAGGUGAUGAAGAUGAAUGUCAUCAGUAAGCCAGAACUAGAGGAUUUCAUCUCAAGGUACAAUGUGAAUCUUAGGGCAGGAAGUAUGUUUUGUCCUAAUGCUUGUAUCAAGCUGUAAGUAUGGGCAAAGACUCCAUCAGUCUUCAUACCUGUACAGUGGAGGCACAAGAGGAGCUCUGAUCCUGAUGUCAGAUUUUGCUUAUUGUCCCAAGACAAGUAAGUCUUCCGCACUGUUUUAUACUGGUGUGUCUUCUUUGUAUUAACAGAUUGCUCCAUAGUUAGGCACUUGACAUCACGACAGUAAUUUCUUGCUUUGCUUCUCUCAAAAGAAGUAGCUGAAAGAAAUUUUUUUUAUAUUUGCUACAAAUAGUAAGAAGGAGAAUUGUCACGUUUCUGGCAGCGUUUAUUCUUACAAAACAAAUUGCUCCAUCUUCAGUCAAGGGAAACACACAGAAUACCUUUGAAAGGCAAGUGUUGACAUUUGUAGCUAUACUGGAUAUUCAAAGGAGGGACUCAGUGGAGAAAGUGGAGUUUUUAAAGGUGUACUAGUUUUCUUCACCAGUAGCUCUCUGUAGCCUCUUUCUGCAGAUGAUGAUUGUAUUUGUCUGCUUCUGUCCUGCAGUGUGAAGGUCUUACCACUUCUUCCCAAGCUAAAGUCCCUCAUUCCCUGCGUGCCAGUGAGCUCUGCUGAUCGUUUUCAUUGAUCCAUGUAGUUGAAUUAAGCUCACAGCUGCUCUCAGCCUGCAUUUGUCACAAACCUACUUUUGUUUUUUCAUGGGACCUGUGUCCCUAAAUGUUUGUCUGGUGUUCCUUGGUUCUUUUUCCUUCCUAAUUGCAGCAAUUUUCAAGGAAUUUUACCUCCUCCGUGAAAGGCUGCUGCAGAUAAUGGAAUCAUCCCAACUUGUUUCCUCAUAAAUCCCUAAGUCUUUUAGCUGCUUCAGUAAAUAGGAUAAGGACCUGUCCUGAAGGUCUUUGUAGCUGAAGAAGGGAAGGGGGAUUUGGAGAAAGGUUUGUGUUUGGUUACUUGGCUCAGGUUUGCCUUUCAGCUUUUAGUUAGCGGUUUAACAUGGUGAUUGUGUGUGAUUUCAGAACUUGGUUCUGAAAUGUGUGGGAGUCUUGCAGCAGUGAGUCCUUGGAAGAAAGGCAGAGGCUUGCCAAAAUAGCUGGAAGAACAUUCAAAAUAAAAGAGGAAGCAUGGGAGUGGCAGAAGAAAAGGCUAUCAGGAAGAGAUUAACAGUGCCCAACGGCUGGUGUUGUUGGCAGGGCAAUGAAAAGAGGCUAAGGGCAAGCUGCAGCAUGUCUCAGCACCUUAGGGGAUGAUAUUUUAGAUUUACUGCACACUGUUACUUAGAGUUGUAACCAGUAACAUGGAUGUUCCAGUCUGGGUUGCUGUUGAGAUUUUUUUUUUUAAUUCCUGUUUAAAGAUACGAAAAAGUUCAGAAUGAUAUUCCCCUUUAUCCCAAACUCUCCUUUAUGUAAAUUGCAUGGUUGGCAGUUGUGGAACAAAGAGAGGAUUCAUGACCUCCACAGAAGAUGACCCAUGCAGGCUCCUUACCUUACACAGACCUGUGAACAAAUAGGAGGAUUUUUAAACUGUUAUUAAUUACAAACUUUUUUUGGAGUUCAUGCUAAAGGGUGACAAAAUUUAGGAAGGGAAACAAUAGAUAUUUAAACCAAGCCACUUUGUGCUGUUGCUGCCUUCUCUAAUUUGCUGAAUUGUUUUAAAAAUUGUUUUAGUCAUGGUAAUUAUGCUAUGUGAUCAGUAUUACAAUGAGUAAUUUUGUAAGCAUUGUUAGUUUCCAGAUCUAGGCUCUUCUGUUAUUCAUCAAUAUUCUCUACUAUUCUACUAAAAACAAAGAAAGAAAUACCUGAAAUAUGUCAACAGUAUCACUCCUCUUUAGCGUAUUUUAGAACCAUUAACUAAGCAUCAUAAUGUCAGUAUUACGAAAAUAAAUAUUUUCCUUUUCUUUUUUUUUGUAGCGAGAGAAGUAAUACAUGAAGUUUUAAACAUUCAUUAAGGAAACAGAGAUCCAGCACCGUGUAAAGCAAAGCACCACGUAAAACAAAAAAAAAAGACACAUACCUGGAAGUAAGACUAAGUUUCCACUCCUCAUGCCUUGAUUCACUCUGCCUGAAUGCCGUAAUAUUGUGUUACUUAUCGAUCAUAGAUCCUAUUUAUAGCUCAGAUUUUUUUUCCUCUUUGGGGCUCUCAGUCUGUAACUCACUGAAAGACUGGUGUAUGCACAUGCAUGUUAAUUAUUAACUGGAGCUACAAGCAGGCCUUUUCAAAAUAACAUUUGAAUGCAUUUUGGUGUUUGCUGUCAAUAAAAUAAGCUCUUUCUGCUCA